UUCUCAGCCUGCCCCAUUCCUGCUGUCUGCGCCCAGAGGUCCAUAUUUCCAAUGCCACGCCCUGCCACAGCGUCUGGUCUGACCCAUCUCACCACUCCCCAGUAGCCCCAAGGGAAAGGGGCCCACUUUGGAGGGAUCCUACUGCCCUCAGACCCAUUAACCACAACCCUUUCCUUCUGCACCAGCUAUGUUGGUGCAUGGUGAAUGCUUCCUCAUGCCCAAGACCCCAUUCAUUUCACCUCUUCUCAAGAGUGGACCCCUAACCCUAAAUUCAGAGUCAUAAGACUUCUUGUGUAGAAAGGAUCUCUAAGUCAGAUGGUUCAGGGCCAUGUGAUGCUCGACUCCCUCUGAACUUCCAAGUGGCUCUUCCCCACAACUCCCAGAGGGCUCUGCCCUGCCCUCCUGUCGGCAUUCUCCCUUUGCAGAGAGCUCUGGUCUCACCAUAACAACUACCGCUCUCCUCUGCCCACCCCCCCUUUCCCAGUCAGCCUCAAGCCCUGUCCACACCAUUGUCUUCUGUCUUCUCUUUGACUUGAAUUCCUAUUCUUUUAGUUCCUAGAUUAACAGCCCCCUUCUCUCUUCCCGCUGUCCUCCUCUGCUCAUCUUUAAUCCAUCACUUGUCUCCCAACAGGCGGUGAAGUGAUUUCACCUCACUCUUCGCCUUCUGGGUUCUCACUUUUUCUGGGUGAAUACACCUAAUUCCUGCCUCUAACCCCACCAAAUCUUCCUGUCAAGUUCACCAACUCCAAUGGAGGGAAGAGACGCCCAUUCCACCUCACAAAUAAUAAUGCCUUCACCUAGAAAAGCUUAGAGACGUUCUGCCCUCAUUUGUAGAAACAUAACAGAUGAAAAGCGCAGCUCCCCUACACCCCCACAUAGGACCCGCCAAGGUUCCUCAGGAGAGAAUGAAGAACUGUUUCCCUCCUACAGCCCAGCUGCUGACCCCUCCAUCUAAACAACAACAAAUAAGGCCACAUAACACUUUUUCUGAGUGUGCUAUUCUUGGUUGAGCUCAACCUGACUAUUUUGGCUCAGCAUUAUGAUUUCUACCAAAAUUUUGGGGGAAUGAGGUGAUUGCAGUGGAUUGGAAGGGCCUGAAGGAUGUCGACCAAAUCAACAUGGACAGUACCAGCUCACUGCAUGGGAGCAGCCUCCACCGGCCGUCCACCGAGCAAACCCGGACCGACUUCUCCUGGGAUGGCAUCAAUCUCUCCAUGGAGGAUACCACUUCCAUUCUGCCGAAGCUUAAGCGGAACUCUAACGCCUAUGGCAUUGGGGCACUGGCCAAGUCAUCAUUCUCAGGGAUUUCAAGAAGCAUGAAGGACCAUGUGACAAAGCCCACAGCCAUGGGCCAAGGCCGAGUGGCCCAUAUGAUUGAAUGGCAGGGCUGGGGGAAGGCACCAGCCAUUCAGCCACAACACAGCCAUGAGGCCGUGCGCAGAGACACUGAUGCCUACUCUGACCUCAGCGAUGGCGAGAAGGAGGCACGCUUCCUAGCAGGCGUCAUGGAACAGUUUGCCAUCUCCGAGGCCACUCUCAUGGCUUGGUCUUCCAUGGACGGUGAAGAUCUGAGUGUCAACUCGGCCCAGGAGCCAUUGGGCUGCAACUACAGUGACAACUACCAGGAGUUGAUGGAGAGUCAGGAUGCCCUCGCUCAAGCCCCCAUGGAUGGAUGGCCUCAUUCCUAUGUGUCGCAGGGCAUGUACUGUCUGGGCUCAUCGGAUGCCUGGGAAGCAAGUGACCAGUCCCUCAUCGCCUCUCCAGCCACAGGAUCCUAUCUUGGCCCUGCAUUUGAUGACUCACAGCCUAGCUUGCAUGAAAUGGGGCCUUCCCAACCUGCCUCGGGAUACUCUGCUCAGGAGCCCCUGCCGUUGCUGGGGGAAGACACUGACUGGGCCCCCGGGGUGGGUGCAGUGGACCUGGCAAGGGGCCCUGCUGAGGAGGAGAAGAGGCCAUUGGCCCCCGAGGAGGAAGAGGAUGCGGGAUGCCGGGACCUGGAGUCACUUUCCCCACGGGAAGAUCCCGAGGUGUCCACUGCUCUCAGCCGGAAGGUGUCUGACGUCACAUCCUCAGCAGUACAGCUGAGACCCGAGCGGAAGACCGUGCGGAGUCCAGGAGCUGCCAGUCCUCGGCAGGACGUGGAAGGCCAGGAUGGAAUUUUAACCAGGCUUUCACUGUAGAAACCACAGGUCUGGGAGCCGGCCUGGGUAAACAGAUGGUUAUGAGCUUUGCUUGGCUAAGGGCUUCUAGGUCUGUGAUGAUGAAGCACCAGUAUUUGCUGAGGACAGGAGUAUAGCACGACCUGUGGCCCUUGAUUGGAUCUGUUCUUCAUCCUCGGAUUCGUCUUCCAGGAGCUUUGCCUGGCUGUCUGAAUGCCUCCUUUCCCUGUGUCACUCCUGCUUUCUCCAACUCUGUUUUCUGUAGCUGUGGCCCAGCACAUCCCUACUAUGAGGAACAGACCUCAGGGGCUGUUGGAUGUGGCUGGGUGGGCACAGGGGAGGCCACCUGAAGACAUCUGCUUAGUGGUGGAGAGUCUGGCUUCUGAGAUCAGGAGAUGGGCGGAGUUGGACGUGGCGGAUGGGAUGCACAGGGGCACAAACAUAGUUCUUCAUCAAGGCCCGCCCACAGGCCAGAGAGUCACUGAUGUGCCCAGUAACAAACGCGACCACUUGUUCUGGCAUCUUGGCUGUCCCGCGGCUGAAAGGAGGAUCCUAAGGCCCCGCUCAAGGACCCCGCUGGCGCUGGCUGCUCCAACUCCUGCUUCCCUUUCUGCCUCUCCCAUCCCUGCUCCGGGAGUCCCAGAAUGCCCGUGGCCUGGCCAGACGGGGAAGCAUGAGGGCUCUGUUUCCCUCCAUCCGUCCCCUAAUUCUUUGGAGCUGUUUACACUUUUCUCUUUGCCUUUUCUACAUUUUUAUAACUUCUUGGGGACUCAGGGUGGAGGGAGGCGGAGGGAGGAGCCUGGUGCUGUCAGGCCUAGCGUGGGUUGUUCGCUGUGGGCACUUGGCUCCUGUUGCCCCUUCUUCAGCUCCUCCCAGGACUCCCAGGAGGGCCUCACAGGCAUCCUCCCUCACCUCCCAGGGCCCUCUAUGGAGGAAGAGAGGGGAAUCUGAGUAUUCCUCCUUCCAGGACAGGGUGGGGGAGGCAUAAGCCCUUGAAACUGCUUGCCCUCCCACACCCAGUCUCCAUCCUGGUGGGGAUUCUGUGCAGCACAUAAAGCCCCAACACUCAGUGAGACGGUGACAGCAGAGGGGGCGGGUGGAGUGAAGCAGCUGCAGCUGUGGAACUGGGGACAGCCCGUUGCAGUGGCGGGAGCCCUGGGUAGGGAGAAGUGAGAGGUUCAUUGUCCUUUCCUCAAGCAGCGGGAAGCUUCUCCAGCUCCGGAUCCUACCCAGACUUUGUCAGGGGCCUGCUGCUUCUUCCUUUGCCAGGAGGGCAGCAAUGCCACCCUCUCCCAGGCCCUGGGCACAAACUGCCCCCACCCCCAGGCCCUACACUUCUGCCCUUUGGAAUGAAGAGGCUGAGAGUUGGGUGUUUCUGUCCAUUGGUGACCCUGCCCCCAAUCGAGUUCACACAUUCAUGCACAUGUGCUCCUGAAAUGCAGCUGAGGCCGGGCCCAUGGCUUCCGGGGGAGGGGGACUGGUUCUCCAGGGGUUAGUUCUUGGAGGCAACGGGUGGGCAUGGUAAGCCCAGGUAGGUGAAGAGUCACUUACCUAAUCCAAAGCUGUCUGAGGUAUUUCUUGUGUUUGAUAAUGUGACCUGACUCAGGAGGCACCAGGAUCUUGUGUCCAGGAGCUCUGGGAGUGGCCUUGCAUGCCUGCUAUCUGCUCUGGCUGCUGGCCUUCCCCUAGGCUCCUGCCACAGGUCUCUGGAGUUCUGUAUGUUCACAGUCCCCCCCGUCCCAUGGGAUCUCUGUUUCCCUCCUCGUGCAACCUACCCUCUCAACAGAUUGCCUCUUAGUCUUAUUCCCUUCGGACUCCGUAUUCUGCCCCCAGACCACAGCAGACACCCAGUCCAGUGAGUGGGUUCAUUCAUUACAGUUCCUUUUUGCUCAGGGUCCCGUGGAGUUAGGAAAGGUAGACUGGAGCAGCGUUCUUUCCUCCCUCAUUUCCCCCAGGAAGCCAGAUGGCCCCUGCCAAAAGCUGGCUACACCUGGGAACCUGGCAGAGCUCACAGGCGAGCUGCUGAGCAACCCAGGGGCACCUGCAUGGCUGCAGACCAGAAGUGGGGGGGGGUCUGCGCCAUGCAAGGAGGUGCCUUUCUGUUCUGAAGCAGGAGAAGACCCAAGGAGUAGGCCUGGGAUCCUCUUAGGACUCUUCCUUCUGGAGGAAUUGCUUCUCUGGUGCUGGGGGCAGGGUGCAUGGGGUUUGCUUAUAGCCUAUUUUAGGGGGUGGGAAGGGGCAUGUGCAGGAAGAGGCUGGUGGGGGGUGGGGGAGUGCUUUUCCUUGGGGUUAAAGGCUGUGCAGCACGUUUUACAACAGUCCCAGAACAGGGCUGUUUUUUAUUAUUGUGAAUGAAACUGCUCUUGCUCAAUGAUUUUCUUUUGGUGGGGGGGGUGCACUUUCAUUUUUUAUUCACUUUAUUACAGGGAAGUCCAAAUCUUCCAUUCUUCCCCUUCCACUACCCACCUCUCCUGAACCUUCCUUCUCAUCCUUGUGUUAAGGAAGGAAUCUUGGUGAAUGAGUUUAUUAACCUCCUGGCCCCCAUGUACACAUACAUCCCAUAUUCCGUCUUCCAGGUCUGGGGAAUAUCCAUUUUUAUGGCCAGUCUUAGCAUGUUUUCUUAAUGUGACAUUCCCACCCCAGGCCCAAGAGAGAGUCUAUGACAUAUAUUACAGAGAGAAUUAUAUAUAAAUAUACAUAUAAAUAUUAUAGAUUAUAUACACUUGGGCAUGGGCUCUAAUGCCCACUGCCAGUUCCCCUCCUCAGGUCGCAGCCUCUCUCUCUUGGCCUUGGGAGGGGGAAGAGGGAAGGGAUGUAACGUUGGAGAGGGCUACGGGCUGUGUUCAAUGGCACUAAACAAAGUGUUGGCACCUUUGA
Messenger RNA from Manis javanica (Malayan pangolin), 5036 nucleotides. It is a transcript of the gene FAM131B, whose product is annotated as family with sequence similarity 131 member B. The record is from RefSeq and is a predicted model, not a curated record. NCBI's taxonomy places the organism in Eukaryota, Metazoa, Chordata, Mammalia, Pholidota, Manidae.